GGAGUAGCAUACGUGACGGACUGAGCAAGUUUAGCGGUAGCUUCCUCCUGCCUAAGCUCACCGGUUCGUCUCUCUGGCUGUCCGCAUCAUGUUCAGAGCCGCCGUCCGACUGUCGGUCUCCGGUGUCCGGAGUUUAACCCGCAGGCAACCUGGGUGCCAAGCUGUUUUGGCCUCAAGGUGUUACUCACAUGGAAAGCAAGAGACAGACGAGGAGUUUGACGCCCGCUGGGUCACCUACUUUAACAAGCCAGACAUUGACGCAUGGGAGCUGAGGAAAGGGAUGAACACGUUGAUCGGUUAUGAUCUGGUACCUGAGCCAAAGAUUCUCGAGGCAGCACUGAGAGCCUGUCGGAGGUUAAACGACUUGGCCAGUGCUAUCCGAAUUUUGGAAGCUGUAAAGGACAAAUCCGGCCCUCAUAAAGAGAUCUACCCGUAUCUGAUCCAAGAGCUGCGGCCAACAUUAGAUGAGCUCGGCAUCUCUACACCUGAAGAGCUCGGCAUUGACAAAGUGUAGACAAAUCCAAUGACGGUGGAUAUCCUCAGUACACAGAACUCAUGUACUUUACUGUUUGCCUCAUAUAAUACGUGUGAUAUUUAAUUUGGCCUUUAUUAAGUUCUUUUGCUUGUAAAAUAUUGAUGAACCUAAUAAAGGAAAAUGUGUCUUUGA
Molecule: messenger RNA, 667 nt
Organism: Epinephelus fuscoguttatus (brown-marbled grouper)
Lineage: Eukaryota; Metazoa; Chordata; Actinopteri; Perciformes; Serranidae
Product: cytochrome c oxidase subunit 5A, mitochondrial
Exons: 5
Coding region: 89-514 (141 amino acids)
Biological process (GO): mitochondrial electron transport, cytochrome c to oxygen
Cellular component (GO): mitochondrial inner membrane
Source: RefSeq, a predicted model, not a curated record